AGCUACCCACCCACUCAAGAAUGUCAGCAAUCUAGCCUGGAUACAACCCAGCCUGUAGUUUUGUUUGGUUCUGGCUACGGCAGAAGUGAUUUCGAAGAUUCCGUGUUUAUUUAUACAUGUACACCAGAGUUUGCUUUUGCUUUUAUUGAAUUUGAAUGCAAGUUAGUACUUACACGCACCACGAUAAGCAAAACAGAAUGGAGUUUGACGUGCUUGCUCUUGCAGCAGUCCCAGCGGGCACAAGGAGGUGGGCAUCUGUGUGGUCUUGAUCUACGUGAUAGCAAACCGACGCUGUGGUUCUCGUCGUUCUUCUUGACAUCAGCAUUUCUUCUCCCGCACACGAAGAAUACUCCGCCACACAAGUACAAGUAGAUCGACGAAAGAAAAUCAACAUCAUGCUGAACACCUCGAAGCUGAACAUUUCCUUUACCAACUUCCAGGCGGUUCGUUGCCAGCAGCACUGCGGCCAGCUCGUUCUCGCCUGCGAUUUGGAUGAGCAUUACAAGCUCAAAUGUACCCACCGACAUGUGGAGUGUCCGAACUUGUGCGGGUGGACGGGCAAGGCGAAGGAUUUGCCGGACCACAUUGGCAACGGGGAAGUAGAACUACAAGAAAGUGGAAAUGAUCAAUGCCGGUUGCACAGCCUGAUCAACGAACUCCGGGAUUUGCUCGCCACCGAGCCCGAGACGCCGUUUCCGAUUCAACAGCUGUUGGCGAAGAUAAACGAGACGAGAAUCCAGCUUCGAGAGGACUUCCUCGCGAAUAGUCUGUACAAGGAGCCCAAUACAUCGAAAGGAAAAAAAUCAUCAAGCAGCUACAAAAACAGCAAAGUGUCCCUCUCCACGACCCAGACGCUCCACAAAACGCAAAAACUCCCCUUUUACGACGUGGGCGAAGCUUCGCCCACGAGCAGGCGCGCGGACGUGCAGGAACUGCGGUCGCUACUGGAAAAGACGCAAAAGUACACUUCGACGGAAAAGCAGGCCUUCGACACGGUGGCCCGGCUGGCGGCGAUCUCGAAAGAGAAGGCGGAACACGUUCUGGCGCUGCUGAUAUGACACCCUCAGAAUGGAAAUCCUCAAAGUGGAAAUACAAAUAAUAUAAAUAUUGUGAUGCAUGAAAUGCGACACCAAAAAGAAUGUAUUGUGGAGAACGCAAUGGAGGCCGACUAUUGUGCUUUUAUGGGUUCAGAAUUGGGCUGCUGAUUAGCAUGAGAGAAGGGCACCCCUUUGCCUAACUAGCAUGACAGACACGUUUUGAGUGCCCGGGAAAUUUGUCAUGCGCCGGCUAUAAAUGGUGCUCCAACUGGAGUCGUUUUUUUGCAUUGCAAAUUAUUUUCACUUUGAGGAUUUCCAACCUGAGGCUUUCAUAACUGACCACGCGCGCGUCCGCGGACAACUUCGCGGACACGCUGAAGGACCGGAUGGAGAUGUGCUGGCGGGUGUGGUAUCAAAUGCAAGUAUGUCUGGGUCUGGAAACUUGUGAUGCAAAUCUACGAAAUGUGGCCGCAUUGGCAUUAGAUUACAAUAUGCAGCGCAGCAUGACAAGUUCAAGUUUUUGCGCUGCUGUGUGUUUCGUUUUUCGCAGGACAAACUGCGUUUUUGCAUGACAGGCAAGAGGCCCCUUUCCUGCUCAUGCGUCACAGAUCUCAGACUCAUGCCAGACAAGCAUGACAAACUUGCAUUCUACUUCCAGACCCAGACAUAUUUGCAGUGCAUAUGUGGACCCAGUACGACAUUUGCUGCAAGCUGUAUUCCGACCGGGACACGCUGCGGCCCAGCGAGGAAAUUCUGCUGAAAUUCGCGGUAUUACAAUGAAAAAUGCCCCCACCCCCGAACUUGGGAGAAUUUGUAUUGCACACCUUUCCAAAUGAAACAUUCGCCCUCUUGCAUCGCAUCAGCAUCACAGAUUUCCGAUCGUGAAUAGCAAAAAUUUGCAUUGCAAAAGAUCCCAGCAAGAGCGGCGCUUGUCAUGCAAGCGAUGCGACAUACACGUAGACUCUGCAUCAGAAAGGUUAAGUCUCAUUCUCAUACUCCUUUCAUGCAUGACAAAAAGUUUUCAUUAUAUAUUUGGAAACUUAGCAUCACAAAUUUUUGCAACCUUGGGGGUGGGGGCAUUUUUCCUCGCGAUACGCGGACUUCGAGCUCUCCACGGGCUUGGCGAGGAAAGACGUGCCGCGGAUCGCGCGGGCGAUUGAAUUCAUCCAGAAGAACUACCAGUACAUCCCGGACGACCCGUUAACACGGGACCAGAAGCAGGACACCCUGCGCGGGUUGACCUCCAUUCUGCACGAAAAGAAGAUUCUCCAGUUGAAGCAGUAUCCGACCUUUCACAAGUGGUUUUUGGACCUUUGCGGGGAACCCUACAGCGAGCAGAUGGUGGAACGGGUCAAAGAGUGCUUGGAAAAGGUGCUGUGCAACCCGAACUUGGGGGACCCCGCGACCAAAGUCACACCGUUGAUAGCACUGUGUCGGAGAGGGUAAGUACACUAUAUUCUUGUUUUUCACGUAGAGGUAGAUUUGUUCGUUCUCACGUUGAGUUUCGUUUUUCAUUCGCGACGCGCGUGCGUGGUUGCGUUGUUCACUUGCAGAAAGCAAAACCAGACGGGAGUACUAAAGAAACUUCAAAAAACACAUAAAAGAUAUUCCGACCUCGUCGAGGAGCUGCUUUACGUAGAUUCUGACGCCACCUUCGCCGCUAUGGACGGGAAGACCGCGCUCCACGUGGUGUGCGAGAAGCGGGACCAGAAGUGCCUCGCUCGCUUUUGCGCGACCACGAAAUACAAGGAGCGCAACAUCGCCCACUUGGUUGAUAAACGAGACAAAGGCGGGAGGACGCCCUUGAUGUUGCUCUGCAGACACGUGGUGGACGAGAAGUUUCUCUCGGUUCUCGAGAUGGUUGUCGAGUCCGGGUGCCGUCCGAUGCAGAAGCAGGGCGACGAUAAAAAUUCCGUGCACCAGCAAGUCGCGGGAGCAGCGCCGGAACAACUACCCAGCAGUCCUGCUAAAACUGCCGAGCAGCAAUCUGCCGACGGAGGUGGAGCAGAUGUUGACCAAGAUGGGACGAAAAAUGAAAAGGAGGAAGAAGAAGUUUUCCAGUACACGCCGGACGAGAUUCUUUCGCCUAAGGACAAGGAGGGAAAAACGGUUCUGCACCACCUCCUUCUGGGCAACAUCGGGCUCAGCGGCGAAAUGAAGUGCAAGGACGAAGCGAGCUUGCGCAGCACGAUCAACUACAUGCUUCACAACGGCUAUGGAUGUGUCAGGUUUGAAAUCGUCAAAGUUGAAAUAGUUUGUCAUGCGUAAAACGGAUACCAGUUAGACCUACAGUCUGUAGUCGGUGCAUGACAAAUUUUCCCGGUCCUGGAAAAGAGUCUGUCAUGCGGUUUAGGGCAAAAGAGCUGCCUUCUGUCAUGCUAGUUAGCAGUCCAACUUUUUACCUUUACCAGGACUAUAAUCUGCCUCCCGUGGGUCCUCUGCAAUAGAGUCAGUUUUUGUAUCGCAUUUUAUGCAUUACAAAUUAUUUCAACUUUGACGAUUUCAAACCUGACGCUUCCAUAACGGCAUCCACGCCACGCGCUCCCGGGACGUGCACCGACAAAACCCCGUCAUCCUGGCUUGCAAACAGCGGUACCCGGCUAUGGGGUUCUCAAACGUCAUUCUCAGCUGUUGCAUGGAUCUGUCAUGCAAAUUUGCUAUGAGUAAGUAUCUAAUCUACAUGAUCAAGCUGCUUCGCAUGGCAGGUUCGCGACUCGCUAAAUAGCAUUAGAAUCUACACCAAACCUGUAAUGCAACAGGCGCAAGCAGCUUUCCCUUUUCAAUUCUGCCACUCUUGCAUGACAAAUUUAUGUAACAGUUGAGAAUGCAACAUUUGAGAACUCCAUACCGGCCGCGGUGAUCCAAACCAUCCUAGAAACCAUCUCCGAGCCCGAAAUCGCGGCAAAGAACCUGGUCGAGAACAGCGCGGGCAUCCCGGAAGUCGAUGUGGAGCAGUUUGUCGACGAGGAGACGGGGUUAGUAGACGGGGACUUGGUUGAGAAAGCCGAGGAGGAUCGCGUCUUGCAGCAAAUCGACGCGGACAAGCACGACCUGCUACAGAAGGACGACACGGGAAAGAAUCCCGUCGAGUGGAUACGGCACUGGGCGAAGUUGAGUGCCUGGAGAAAGUGGGGCGACACGGUGGAGGAGCUGCUGAUGGAGCACGGACACCCGAAGGAAUGGGACAUUGACUUGAGAAGACUGGGAAUACCAAACAACGCAGUCACGUUCAAGGAUCCGAAGUAAAAAUCUACUUGCUUUUGCUUUUGAUCUAGUUUAUCAGCUAAGGAAUUUCAAUUUUGGUGCUCGUCAUGCUUUAGUUUUGGCAUGGAUGCAGUUGCAGAUGAAAUGAAAGUGCACUAUUGCUGACUGUCCCCGUGGUCACGCACACAGCAAGCGUGCCAUGGGUCUUGUUCUUUGUUCAUCGGAAUGAAUGUAGAUGGUGCAAGAAAACUUCAUUAUCUAUCACUAUCAGGUUCCACGUGGUUCUGGAUUACGAAGAGGUUCGCAACCAGCAAAUUGUCGACAUGCUCGACCCGCUCGAGGGCAUGCCCUACGUGGAGCCCUCGGAACACCCAGAGUCGGAAAUGGGCGAAACGAACAAGGAGGACGAUCCGGAAGACGCGCCGGAGGUACCGUUUUCCCCGAAGUCGCAGCCGGGGUCCCCGAAAAGUCCGAAGAAUGCGUUUGUACCCGAUCCAGACGAAAUUGUGGUGAUGCUGUAG
Amoebophrya sp. A120 is the source of this 4762-nucleotide messenger RNA. Lineage: Eukaryota; Dinophyceae; Syndiniales; Amoebophryaceae. The record is from the annotation of a GenBank genome assembly.